UCUAAUUGAUUUCCGGUACGAUUUCCGGUUCUCUUGCCCUGCCAUCUGAUGAGAGCGAGAAAAGGUUCGAGAAAUGUAACGAUAAAUGUUUCACCAAGAAUUUACAUGCAACGAAAUACGAAAACCGUUAAAAAAAGUUAACGUUAUUAAGUUUUCCGCGGCGCAGUAUCACGUACGUUCUGUUGGUUGAUGAAAAAAAAGUGGCGGCAAGCGCGGGAAGUUUAGCAGACGACAGUUGAGCGUCACUUGGGAAUCCCGCCCUGCGACCGCCACUCGACUGCGCCCUCACGAAAAUGUCUUCCGAAGACCUGCCUCGUUUCAGCCUCAUCCGAAAAUACUUCUCGGAUGAAGAAUGGAACACCAUGUCAUUCUACGUGAAAUCAAGGAUGACAAAUCUCAAGGAAAACUACGAUCUUCUCCUAGGAAUGGGCUGCACUCCACCGGUGCCCGACUUCAUCAAGCCGAAGCCCUCUUCAAGACCUGGAUUGGCAGGGACGAAGCAGGCCUCGACCAGUGCCGCCGCAGGAUCAUCCGGGAAAGAGAACAGGCCCCCCAAGAGCGCCGUGGCGGGAGCAGCGACGCCCCUGCAGCGAGGAAGUUCCCGCCUGGCUUCGAGGUCCGGCGUGAAGCCGCUCUCCGCUGCGCAGGAGAAGCGGGAGGAGGAAUACGAUCCCGGAGAGGGCACCUCGAGCCAGACGCGGUACCCGAAGCGGAGCCGCAAGUCCGUCAACUACGCCGAGUGCGAAGUUCCCUCCGAGGACGAGUUCUUCUACUGCCUGGAGUGCGGCGAAGACCGGCACGGCGACUGUCCCGUCCACGGACCCCUCGAGUUCGUCAAGGACACACCGGUGCGUGGCCGGGGCGGCUACCUUGUGGACGCCCGGCCCCUGUCGGAGUCCAACUGGAUGCGCUACGUCAACUGCGCCCCGAGCGAGAAGAGCCAGAACCUCGUGGCUUUCCAGCACAGGGGAGGCGUCUACUACCAGACAAAGGCCAAGAUAGCGCCGGGGACCGAGCUGCUCGUCUGGUACGGGGACGAGUUUGGCGCCGAGCUAGGACUCGUCGAAGCCAAGGACGGAGCCCAGAAGAAGCACCAAGAAGAGGGGCCGUCCCUUGAGGGGCCAGUGCAGACCUUCGCGUGUGGGGACUGCGACAGCGUCUUCGCUUCCCUCGAGCACCUCCAGGGACACCGGAAGACGGUGCACGAGAGGAGAGGGGGCAGGCACCGAUGCGGUCACUGUCCCUACUCCAGCGAUAAGAAACCAGACCUAGUCAGGCACCAGCGCACCCACACGGGAGAGAGGCCCUUCAAGUGCGGCACCUGCGGCAAGGCUUUCACGCAGCAGGGCCACUUGACCACGCACCAGAAUGUGCACACGGGCGAGCGGCCUCACGAGUGCGCCGAGUGCGGGCAGAAGUUCGCCCGGCUGGGACACCUGAGGAUGCACGAAAAAACGCACAGCGGAGAGCGGCCCCACGUCUGCCCAGAGUGUGCGAGAGGAUUCGUUAAGAGAGGUGACCUCGCAAGGCACAGGCGAACCCACUCCGGCGAGAAGCCCUAUGCCUGCCACCUGUGCUCCUACAGGACCUCUGAUUUAAGCCACUUGAAGAGGCACGUGAUCCUGGUGCACUCGAAAGAGUAUCCCCACAAGUGCGGGGACUGCGGCAGAGGGUUCCUGCUCCCAUAUGAACUCAGAAGCCACAUGAGGAAGCAGCACUCCUCCGACGACCUGGAGCGGUAGAUGGACUCCGUGAUGGGGGAGGGGGGAGGGGCACCGGGUCCU
This is a messenger RNA of Ixodes scapularis (black-legged tick), 1784 nucleotides long. Its product is annotated as histone-lysine N-methyltransferase PRDM9-like. Gene Ontology annotation, molecular function: protein binding. The transcript is spliced from 8 exons. The record is from RefSeq and is a predicted model, not a curated record. Bases 294 to 1742 code for a protein of 482 amino acids. NCBI's taxonomy places the organism in Eukaryota, Metazoa, Arthropoda, Arachnida, Ixodida, Ixodidae. Gene Ontology annotation, cellular component: nucleus.